Molecule: messenger RNA, 3093 nt
Organism: Ceratitis capitata (Mediterranean fruit fly)
Lineage: Eukaryota; Metazoa; Arthropoda; Insecta; Diptera; Tephritidae
Gene: Acsl
Product: long-chain-fatty-acid--CoA ligase 4
Exons: 14
Coding region: 718-2865 (715 amino acids)
Biological process (GO): long-chain fatty-acyl-CoA metabolic process; neuron differentiation; long-chain fatty acid metabolic process
Cellular component (GO): endoplasmic reticulum; lipid droplet; plasma membrane
Molecular function (GO): palmitoyl-CoA ligase activity
Source: RefSeq, a predicted model, not a curated record
GAUUCAGAAGUAAAACUAACGUGGCCGAGACUGUUCACUGUUUACAACAACGUUGCAUUAAAUACAUAUAUACAAAUAUAUUAAGAGCGGGCGUGCAUAAAAAAAUAAAUAAAAACUAAAGAACAAAUUGCAUUUGUAAAAUAAGAAAAUUGUAAAAAAAAACUAAUUGCCAAUUAAUUCAAGUGAACGAAAAACAUAACUAAUUUAGUUAUUACGUGUGCGUGUGUGAUUGAACUAAUCGCGCAAUAAAACGGCGUAUCUAUAAAAGUUAAUGCCAGUAAGCACAGAUUGUUAUAUGUGUAUAUCAUCUGUAUAGAACGCAAAAGUAUAUUAUAAAAAGCUAGAAUUCAGCAAUAGUAAAACAUAUCUUCAUGAUAAAAUAUAUAAAAAAUAUUAUCUAAAUAUAAAAUCAACUAUUAAAAGUCGUUAUCAAUCGCUACAUCAGAAAGACAUCACCAUAGAAAAGUGAAAAUAAUAUAAAAGACACAUUAAUACAAAUAUAAUAGUAAUAAUAAUAUAGUAUAAAGAAAUAACUUGCAGUUUUCCAGUCCAUAGCCGCCGAGUGCUUGCAUACAUAUAAAGGACAACAAAGUACUACUAGGUUGUGGUGCAUCAUCUGAUUUUUGCAUUUUAUUCUCCAACACUUUUACAAACGCAAAUUUAUUUACUUCCUGUCUGCCUACCAUUCAUUCCGUUUGGAAAACAGACAUUUAAAAAAUGUUUAUCGAAGAUGACGCACAAAUGGAGAGCUUCUGGGUGCAGAGUGCGAUCGGUGCUAUAAAGGUGCUCGCUUUCGUGUGUGACAUAAUCACAUUGCCGGUGUAUUUGGUGUUGCAGCGACCAUGGAAGCGGAGAGAAGAGUCUCGACGCGUCAAGGCGCGUGUCGUCCAUUCCGAUGAACAUUCGUUGACUUAUCGCACCAUUGAACCGCCUCGCGAGGUACACGUAAAGAUGCUGCAAAACAACAUCGACACAUUGGAGAAAAUGUUCAAUUAUGUGGCCAAAGUGCAUUCAAACAAACGUUGCUUCGGUACACGUCAGAUACUCAGCGAGGAGGAUGAGGUGCAACCGAAUGGACGCGUUUUCAAGAAAUACAAUAUGGGCGAAUAUAAGUGGAAGAAUUUCAUUGAAGCCGAUCGCAUGGCAACCUCUUUUGGUCGCGGUCUGCGUGAAUGUGGCCAGAACGCACGUCAGAAUAUUGUAAUUUUCGCCGAAACCCGUGCCGAAUGGAUGAUUGCAGCCCAUGGUUGUUUCAAGCAGGCUAUGCCCAUAGUUACCGUCUACGCGACACUGGGUGAUGAUGGUGUGGCGCAUUGUAUCAGCGAAACCGAGGUCACCACUGUAAUUACAUCACAUGAGUUGUUGCCCAAAUUCAAACAGUUGUUGGAUAAAUGUCCUAAAGUUGAUACCGUUAUCUAUAUGGAAGAUCAAUUGCAUAAGACCGACACAAAUGGAUUCAAGAACGGUGUACGCGUAAUUGCGUUCUCUCAAGUUGUGCGUAUGGGACAGGAGAGCAAGUUUGAAAGCGUUCCACCCAAGCCUGAGGAUACAGCCAUCAUCAUGUACACAUCGGGUUCAACUGGCACACCAAAGGGUGUUCUAUUGUCACAUAAUAAUUGCAUUGCCACAAUGAAGGGAUUCUGUGAUGUUGUGACAGUAAAACCCGAUGAUGUGCUCAUUGGCUUCCUACCACUGGCGCAUGUUUUCGAACUACUCGCCGAAAGUGUAUGCCUGAUGACUGGCGUGCCCAUUGGCUAUUCCACACCAUUGACAUUGAUUGAUACAAGCAGUAAAAUUAUGCGUGGCAGCAAAGGUGAUGCUACUGUUUUGCGGCCGACAUGCAUGACAUCCGUGCCGUUAAUUUUGGAUCGUAUUUCCAAGGGCAUUAAUGAUAAAGUCAACUCGGGUUCGGCUUUCAAGAAGGCGCUCUUCAAAUUCCUCUACCAAUAUAAAGUGAAUUGGACGAACCGUGGCUAUCAGACGCCACUGGUUGAUAAAUUGGUUUUCCAAAAGGUCUCCAAAUUACUUGGUAGUCGCGUACGUUUGGUUCUCUGCGGUGGUGCGCCACUCUCCCCCGACACACAUGAACAAAUUAAAACUUGCUUAUGUGUCGAUGUUGUACAAGGUUAUGGUCUGACAGAGACUACAUCUGGUGCAGCGGUUAUGGACAGUCGUGAUAUGAGCUAUGGUCGCACUGGUGCACCAUUAACAGUCUGUGAUCUGCGUCUGGUUAACUGGGAGGAGGGUAGAUAUCGCAUUACAAAUAAACCAUAUCCACAGGGCGAAGUGAUAAUAGGCGGCGAUAAUGUUUCAAAAGGUUACUACAAGCUACCCGACAAAACAGCCGAGGAUUUCUUUGAAGAGGAUGGCAGACAGUGGUUCAAGACUGGCGAUAUUGGUGAAAUUCAUCCAGACGGUGUACUUAAAAUCAUUGAUCGCAAAAAGGAUUUGGUUAAAUUACAGGCUGGCGAAUACGUCUCACUUGGCAAGGUUGAAUCUGAAUUGAAGACCUGCCCAAUUGUGGAGAAUAUUUGCAUUUACGGUGAUCCAUCCAAACAAUUUACAGUGGCAUUAGUGGUGCCCAAUCACAAGCAUCUCGAAGAAUUGGCCGAACGCAAUGGUUUGAAAGGCCACUCAUUCGAAGAUCUAUGCGCAUCGCCUGUAAUGGAGAAGGCAGUUAUUAAAGAAAUUGCCGACCAUUCAAGGAAAUGUAAAUUACAAAAACAUGAAGUACCCGGCGCCAUUACAUUGUGCAAGGAAGUUUGGUCACCCGAUAUGGGUCUGGUAACGGCCGCUUUCAAACUGAAACGCAAGGAGAUCCAAGAUAAAUACCAACAUGAUAUUAGUCGCAUGUAUGCGUCAUGAAAGUCAAUGCACUAAAUUAGUUGCUAUGCAAAUUUCGUAGAACAAAAACAAAAACAAAAACAAAACAAAAUAUAAACAACAUACAUUUGAAGCGAAAAACAUUUUUCCCAAAUAUUGGUUAGAAAAAGAAAAUUAAAUUUCUCAUUUAAUUUUCAAACAAAUAAUGCAUUGAACACGAACACUGAAUUAGUCAUUGAUUGGUUGCGGAAAAAUGUACACUAAAAAAAA